AUGUCCACUCAGCCCUUGGCCCAGAUGAUGGGCGGUCUUUCCCUCGGUGCAGGCGGUGGACCACCCUCACCUUCACCUGUUGGUCGGUCACAUACCAAUAACAAUCAAUCCUCUUCGCAGAACAGAUUACCUCCCGUCUUGAAGAAAUACAUGAAUCCCGGGCUAGUUCGACCUCCCAAUACAGGUCUAACUUCUUCGUCAAGUACGAACAACAACUAUGGUGAAUCUCAGAGAGGGCCCUUGAUGAAAUUAGCAGGUAUCAAUGUUCCAGUCUCAACCAAACAGACCAAUUCUCCAGCAGGAAAGUUGAAACAACAUACUGCACAUGGAUUACAUGGACCGGUACAUUCCACUUCCUCCAGGGCAUUGUCAAGCUCGAUCAAUCCCAAUAUACCUAAAUAUCCAAGUAGUACCACUCAGACGACGUCUAGUAAAGGAAUGGAAUUGGGUAAAUAUGAUGGAGGACUGGAAGCUGAUGUAGAGGACAAAGAGGUGGUUACGGGAGAAUCAGCUAAAUUACUGGAAAUGGACAGUGGAAGCGCAGGUAUACCAUUGUCUUUACCACAAUUUCAGAUUGGUCGACCUUUGGGUAAAGGUAAAUUCGGUAGAGUCUAUUUGGCAAGGACGAAGGCUCCACCGCACUUCAUAGUCGCUCUGAAAUGUUUGCACAAAUCGGAAAUUGUGCAGGGGAAAGUCGAGAAACAAGUUAGAAGGGAAAUUGAGAUUCAACAGAAUCUUAGACACCCGAAUAUCCUUCGGUUAUAUGGCUACUUCCACGACUCCAAGCGGAUCUUCCUAGUAUUAGAAUUCGCAAUGAAAGGUGAACUGUACAAACAGUUGAGUAAAUAUGGGAGAUUCGAUGAAAAGAAAAGUAGUAGAUACAUUGCUCAAAUGGCAGACGCGUUAUCGUAUCUACACAAGAAACACGUCAUGCACAGAGAUAUCAAACCUGAGAAUCUAUUGAUAGGGCUGAAAGGGGAGUUGAAGAUCGCUGAUUUCGGUUGGAGUGUGCAUGCCCCGUCAAAUCGACGAAACACCUUAUGCGGUACUCUGGACUAUUUACCUCCCGAGAUGAUUGAGGGUAAAGAACAUACCGCUCAAGUGGAUCUUUGGGCACUGGGUGUAUUGUGUUAUGAAUUCUUAGUGGGAAGUCCACCGUUCGAAGAUCAUGCAGGACAUCAAGCUACAUAUAGAAGGAUAAGAAAUAUAGACCUGCAUAUACCAGACAGUGUUUCUCCGGAAGCUGCUGAUUUGAUCACAAGGCUACUACGAUACAAUCCCGAAGAUAGAUUGCCUCUUUCCGAAGUAUUGGUACAUCCUUGGAUCUUGAAAUACCAGAAGAAGAGAUCAACAGGUGGAGUCAGAGAAUCAUAG
Messenger RNA from Kwoniella botswanensis, 1374 nucleotides. RefSeq lists its product as uncharacterized. Gene Ontology annotation, cellular component: chromosome passenger complex; spindle microtubule; spindle midzone. Gene Ontology annotation, biological process: protein phosphorylation; regulation of cytokinesis; mitotic spindle organization. The record is from RefSeq and is a predicted model, not a curated record. Lineage: Eukaryota; Fungi; Basidiomycota; Tremellomycetes; Tremellales; Cryptococcaceae. Bases 1 to 1374 code for a protein of 457 amino acids. Gene Ontology annotation, molecular function: ATP binding; protein kinase activity. The transcript has 7 exons.